UUUCGACUGACUGACUGUUUUCUUUUUGAAUCGAGAAGCCUAGUAAACAGCACUUCCUCAGAACAUCGCGGAAAUGGAGAACGACUCGAAAGAAUGUGUCGACCUGUACAUCCCGAGGAAAUGCUCUGCGAGCAACCGUAUCAUCCAUGCCAAGGAUCAUGCCUCUAUCCAGCUUGCUUUAGCUGAUAUUGACCCAACGACUGGUAGGAUGACAGACACGUACAAAAUGUACGCUAUCUGCGGGGCUAUUCGUCGUAUGGGUGAAUCUGAUGACUGUAUAGUUCGACUUGCAAAGAAAGAUGGAAUCUUAGCUAAGAAUUUUUAAUUUAUAAGAUUUAUAAAAAUAUAAAUUUUUAAAAAAA
Copidosoma floridanum is the source of this 362-nucleotide messenger RNA. RefSeq names its product ribosomal protein S21 (gene RpS21). Gene Ontology annotation, biological process: translation. Lineage: Eukaryota; Metazoa; Arthropoda; Insecta; Hymenoptera; Encyrtidae. The record is from RefSeq and is a predicted model, not a curated record. Gene Ontology annotation, cellular component: ribosome. Gene Ontology annotation, molecular function: structural constituent of ribosome.